UACAAGAUAUACUAAAUUUAUGGAAAGACAGCCAGCGUUUAAAAGAAAGCGGUAAAUAAGUUAGCGAAAUUGCACGUGAGUGAGUGAAGUACGUUCCGCAUCAUUGACGUUUCUAUGGUAAAUUAUAGACCGGAAGUUGACAGAGUGUGGUAAAAAUUUGACCGGACUGAAAGAAGAAAAGAAAAAUACUGCAAGAUGUUUGACGGCGAUGAAGAUGGACCCAAGGGAACUUUUGAAAUAUACAAGGCUGAAGCAGAUUCGUUGUUUAAGCAAGGAGAAUACAGAAAAUCAAUUGAAAGCUACACUACAGCAUUAGAACUACUGCCACACGACAAAAAUUGUUUAGUUUGCCGGUCAAAAUGUCAUCUUCAACUUGGGGACACAAUCAGUGCUUUAGAAGAUGCAGAAUUGUCACUUGCAGAAGACAACACAUUUCACAAGGGUGUAUAUCAAAAAGCACAAGCAUUAUACUACCAAGGAGAUUUUGAGAUGUCCCUUGUAUAUUACCACAGAGGUCACAAACUUCGACCUGAGUUACAGGAAUUCAGACUUGGAAUACAGAAAGCUCAGGAAGCCAUAGACAAUUCUGUUGGAUCUCCAGAAAAGGUCAAACUGACCACAGAAGGUGACUUAACAUUUUUUGCCCAACAAGAUGAGAAAAAGCCCAAGAAACAGCAGUACAGUACAUAUAAGAAGACAACUACACAAGCACCCAAACGUAGACAGUAUGAUCCAAGUAAACCGGUCGGUAGUGAAAAAACUAUAAAACAACUGUUAGGAGAACUGUAUGGUGACAGACAAUACCUAGAAAAACUUCUCAAAGAAACAGAUUCAAGGUCAGAGGUUGGAAAGGUGAUUAACACUCUGGUUACUGAGGGUUUGUCUUAUCUGGAUACCAGAACAGAUUUCUGGAGACAACAAAAACCCAUGUAUGCCAGAAAACAUGAAAGAGCACAGCAACGCAACAGAACUGAUACUCACACAGGAAAACUUGCACCUAAUGAUUUUAUCAUCAGAGAAUUAGAAAAGAUAGAUAUAGCUCAAGUUGAAGGAGAGUACCAGGAGGCUUUAAAGAGAUCACAGCGAUGUCUUAAUACUGUAAACAGCUUCACAGCAGAACAAGUGCCAAAUAAGAUUGAAGUCCUAGCUAAUCUUAACAGUUGUAUAGGAAACGCCUACCUAGAGAUGGGACAGUAUGACAAAUCACUAGAGCAUCAUAACAUUGACCUGAGUAUGGGAGAAGACAAUGAUAUGGAAGAAGCUGUAUCAAGAGGUUUGGAUAAUUUAGGUCGUGUACAUGCCAGACAUGGAAACUUUGAAAAAGCAGUACAAGUGUGGGAAAAGAAAUUACCAAUGUCUAAAUCUGCAUUAGAGAGCACAUGGUUAUAUCAUGAAAUAGGUCGUUGUUAUCUAGAAAUUGGUCAAUUUGAAACUGCUAAGGAGAAUGGAGAAAAGUCAAAGGUGGCAGCUGAAGAGGCUGAGGAUCAAAUGUGGCAGCUACAGGCAUCAGUAUUGGUGGCACAAUCUGAGGUCAAACUUGGUGACUUGAGUGCAGCAUUAACAUCAUUUGAUACAUCACUGGAACUAGCAAAAUCACAAGGUGACACAUCAGCACAGUCAGCCAUCAAGAAAGCUAUGGACGACGUAAAUAAAAAGAUAGCCAAGGGAAAUACAUCUACUAGUGCAAAGAAAGAACGAGUGCAGAUUGAUGAAGAAGGAGAGAGAGAAAUUCAGACUGCUGUAUCAUCACAGAGGGCAGAGGAAGAAAAAGAAGAUAAUGAAACAAAUAAUGCUAAAGAAACCAGCAAAGAAGCAGAAGAAGUGCAAUCAGAGAAAAAAGAUGAUGAAAAGCCUGUAACACCCAGAAGUAAAGACAGUGAUAGCCAUAAACAAGAGUCUUUAAACGAAACAACAGAUGAAAAGAAUGAAAGUAAGACAGAAGAACCGGAAAAUAAGGAGGAAAUCAAAGAUGAAAAAGAUAGAGAAUCAAAAGAUGGAGUAGAGACAUAAAACUAAACAAAACAAAUAAAUAAUUUUGUACUUUUUUUUAAUGGGGGGUAAAAUUUUUAAUUUU
Messenger RNA from Mytilus trossulus (common blue mussel), 2074 nucleotides. RefSeq names its product outer dynein arm-docking complex subunit 4-like. The record is from RefSeq and is a predicted model, not a curated record. Bases 196 to 2010 code for a protein of 604 amino acids. The transcript has 12 exons. Lineage: Eukaryota; Metazoa; Mollusca; Bivalvia; Mytilida; Mytilidae. Gene Ontology annotation, cellular component: cytoplasm. Gene Ontology annotation, molecular function: protein binding.